Messenger RNA from Caenorhabditis elegans, 738 nucleotides. RefSeq lists its product as uncharacterized. The transcript has 4 exons. NCBI's taxonomy places the organism in Eukaryota, Metazoa, Nematoda, Chromadorea, Rhabditida, Rhabditidae. The coding region runs from base 4 to 738 and encodes 244 amino acids. The record is from RefSeq and is marked reviewed.
AGAAUGCGCCGCUGGUUCUCAGUGAUACUACUUCCCUUUCUUGUUAAGAUUAUUUUGGCUCAGGAACUGGAGGAAAAGAACUCAUUAACACGACCCAUCCAUCCGAGGCGACACAAAAGAGCCGAACAAGUCCGUCCGCCACUGUUAUCUACAAGCCCUUUUAUGUUAUGGAAAAAUGAUCCAAAAUGCAUGAUUCCUGGACGUGAUAUGAUGGCAUGUCCCAAGAAAGACCCGAACGACCCUCUGGAAAAGUUGGUCUGCAUUGAACCGUCGGCGCUCUGUGACGAUCACAGAGAUUGCCAUGGCGCAGAAGACGAAGAUCCUCACUUUUGCAUGUUCAAAAAACUGGAAGAUGCAGCGAUGAGACGAGUUCAAGCGGAGAUUCUUGUGCUAGUUCAAAACAACCGCAAGUUGCAACCCGGAGUUGUUGUUCAUAUUCCCGAUAAGCCUGACACAGGAAUAGUAGAACCGUUGCGUCCUGGAGUGUUCAAAGUGGAAGGAUUGGGACCACUUGCAAAAUCGAAAAUGUAUAUGAAUGAGAAGGACGAUGACGAUGUGAAUAAGAGUGUAGAAGAAAGCGAUGAGGAGGAAGAAAAUCAGGAAUCAGAAGAGCAAGAAGACAAUGAUAAAGCUGAAAAAGAAGAGGAACGGCGAAGGCAGGAGGAGGCAGCUAGGCAACAUUCAAAGAGAAGGCGAACGUUAAGGCACUUGUUACAGUUGAAAGCAUCGUACUUAUAA